Blastocystis hominis is the source of this 1391-nucleotide messenger RNA. RefSeq lists its product as hypothetical. Lineage: Eukaryota; Bigyra; Opalinata; Blastocystidae. The transcript is spliced from 2 exons. The record is from RefSeq and is a predicted model, not a curated record. Bases 1 to 885 code for a protein of 294 amino acids.
AUGUACAUCACUCUACCUUAUUUACACCUCCAAAGCGAACAUGAGAAGAAGGGAGGAAGAAAUGAGAAGAAAGAGAGAAGAAGAAGAAAUGAGGAGAAGAAGGGAGGAAGAACGAAAGAGGAGAGAAGAAGAAUUGAGAAGAAAGAGAGAAGAAGAAUUGAGAAGAAAGAGAGAAGAAGAAGAACGAAAGAGAAAAGAAGAAGAAGAAAUGAGGAGAAAAAGAGAAGAAGAAGAAUUGAGGAGAAAAGAAGAAGAGCAAAAGAGGAAAGAAGAAGAAGAAAUGAGGAGAAGAAGGGAGGAAGAACGAAAGAGGAGAGAAGAAGAAUUGAGAAGAAAGAGAGAAGAAGAGGAACGCCAGAGAAGAGAAGAGGAAUUGAGAAGAAGAAGAGAGGAAGAAUUGAGAAAAGAAAGGGAAGAAGAAGAACGAAAGAGAAGAGAGGAAGAACUGAGAAGAAGAAAAAGAGAAGAGGAGAUGAGAAAGAGAAGGGAAGAAGAAGAACGACAAAGAAGAGAAGAAGAGAUGAGAAGAAGAAGAGAAGAGGAAUUGAAAAGAAGAAGAGAAGAGGAAUUGAGAAAAAGAAGGGAAGAAGAGGAAAUGAGAAGAAGAAUAGAAGAAGAGGAGCGCAAAAGGAGAGAAGAACAGAUGCGAAGAAUAAGGGAGGAAGAAGAGAUGAAAAAGAGAAGGGAAGAGGAAGAACUGAGAAGAAAAAGGGAAGAAGAAAUGAAAAGGGUAAGAGAAGAAGAAAUGAAGAGAAAAAGAGAGAAAGAAUUGAGAAAGAAAAGAGAAGAAGAAGAACGAAAGAGAAGAGAGGAAGAACUAAGAAGGAUAAGAGAAGAAGAAAUGAAAAAGAGAAGGGAAGAAGAAGAACGCAAGAAAAGAGAUGAAGAACUAAGAAGGGUACGAGAAGAGGAACUAAAAAGAAAAAGAGAAGAAGAGGAAAUGAGGAAAAGAGAAGAAGAAAUGAGAAGGAAAAGAGAGGAAGAAUUAAGAAGGAAAAGAGAAGAAGAACUGAUAAAAAGAAGAGAAGAAGAAGAAGAAGAAAAGACAAGACUUAUGGCAGAGCAUCAGCAAAGACUAGCUGAGCUCCAUCAUGUUCCUCAAAAAGCAGAGGAAAAUAAAGAAGAAACAGGAGAGAAUAGUGACAGAAUGUCGCAUAAUCUUGACAUUUUGGAGGCUGAUGAAUCAUCCCCCACGAGCCCGAACUCGCGCCUGAGUUACACGAGCCAGCAACUUUUGAAUAUUCGCAAUUAUAUUCAUUCGAUUAACACCAAGUAUAAUACACUUGAAGUGUUCAAUGAAACCGACAAUGAAGAUGAUGAUCUUGUAAGUUUUGAAAUUAUUGCUUCAUUUCUAGUAAGGGAUAUCGCUGCUAAUGGUAUGUUCUAUCUGC